Messenger RNA from Arachis stenosperma, 1098 nucleotides. RefSeq lists its product as uncharacterized. The transcript has 5 exons. Gene Ontology annotation, cellular component: plasmodesma; plasma membrane. Lineage: Eukaryota; Viridiplantae; Streptophyta; Magnoliopsida; Fabales; Fabaceae. The record is from RefSeq and is a predicted model, not a curated record. The coding region runs from base 280 to 1098 and encodes 272 amino acids.
UUGAUCCUCUACAGUGGUCAGGGGAAGCUUCACGAAAGCACCUCACAAACACUGCAUUUCCUAGUGAAUCAAGCUCACCUCACUGCUCUGAAUCUCAGGGAGGUCUCAGAUUAUUUUGAUACAACUAAGCAGGUUGGCCUUGCUGCUGAUCUAUCAUUCUUGCCGCCGGAUUUCGGAGACCAAAUCGAUCAUGUUAAAACCAAACUCACUAGUGCUUCUCUUCUUCUUUCCAAUAAGACUGAUCACAACUCACACAACAUACAACAAGGAUUAGACACAAUGAGAUUGGCCCUUAUCAUUGUUUCUGCUGUUAUGCUCUCUGUUACAUUUGCUGGAUUCUUAUGUUCCUUACUUGGGAUACAGUGCCUUGUAUACUUCCUAGUAGUUAUUGGAUGGAUUCUAGUUGCAUGUACCUUCAUACUUUGUGCUGGAUUUCUCUUUCUUCAUAAUGUGAUUGGGGAUACAUGUGUUGCAAUGGAUGAGUGGGUGCAGCAUCCAACUGCACAUACAGCUCUGGACGAGAUUCUUCCAUGUGUAGAUAACUCAACUGCACAACAAACCUUGCUAGGAAGCAAGGUUGUGAUUGGUCAAAUAGUUGAUGCAAUAGAUCUCUUCAUUUCGGAUGGUCUGAACCAAGACCUUCCAUUACUCGAAUUCAACCAAUCGGGUCCUGAAAUCCCUCUUGUGUGCAACCCAUUCCAGAGUUGCAACAAGCUGCAACAAGUGACAUUGCAAGAUGCCAAUGCUGUGUGGAAGAAUUACACAUGUAAAGCUUCUUCAUGGGGAAGGUGUGUGAGUGUUGGUAGAAUGACUCCAACAGUGUACACACAAUUAGGGGCAUUAGUGAAUGUGACGUAUGGUUUAUAUCAUUAUGGACCGUUUUUGAGUGAUUUAGUGGACUGCACUUUUGUCAGGGAAACCUUCUCAGCCAUAACACACAAUUAUUGCCCUUCACUAAGCUUGUUUACUAAAUGGAUUUACUUUGGAUUACUGGUGGUUUCUGUAGCCGUAAUGUUCUCUUUGAUUUUCUGGAUCAUCUACCACACACACCACCGCCAUCGUCGCUACACCAAAACCAUGCGUUACAUUGUCAGAUAG